UUUGACAAACUUAUACCAAAUACUGCAGAAGCAGUCUUGCAAAAAAUGGAUGACAUGGAGAAGAUGCGUAGACGGCGAAUGAUGGAAGACCUUGGGGUGUUCCACGAUGAGAACCUCGAUAUGUAUGCACAAGGAAAGAAAGAAAUCCAAAGAGCUGACAAAGAAAUAGCUGAUAAUCAAGAAGAGAAAGAUGAUGGUGAAGACACUCGAAAGCGUUAUGACUUUCGACAGAGGAAAACCGUUGAGCGCUAUCAAGCUCCAUUGGAAAAACCAAGACAACGUAAGAGAGAUUUUUCGGGCCGGUCUUCACCUGUCAGACAGAGAUACUCAUUUAGAAGUGCUCAGUCAGAAGGCUCUUGCUGCAAAAGAGCUAACAGACGGAGACACGCAGUCCACAACACAGAUUCCACAUCCGCUUCAUCCACAUCUGAUGACGAAGAGCGUUUUGAGAGACAUAGGAAGCGCAGCCAUAACAGAAAUUUAAGAAGGUGUCUUCCACUAAACUUUCGAAACGAUGAGCUAAAGGGAAUUCACAAGGAUCGAAUGAAAAUUGGAGCAAGUCUGGCUGAUGUUGAUCCAAUGCAAAUAGAUUGUUCAGUGCGAUUUGAUGGUGUGGGUGGUCUUUCUGACCACAUUUCAGCUUUAAAAGAGAUGGUCGUUUUUCCACUGCUUUACCCAGAAGUCUUUGAGAGAUUCAAAAUUCAACCUCCAAGAGGCUGUCUAUUCUAUGGUCCGCCAGGGACUGGAAAGACACUGGUUGCUCGUGCGCUUGCUAAUGAAUGCAGCCAAGGUGAGAGGAGAAUAGCCUUUUUUAUGCGAAAAGGUGCCGACUGCCUGAGUAAAUGGGCGGGGGAAUCUGAACGACAGCUUCGGUUAUUAUUUGAUCAGGCCUACCAGAUGCGACCUUCAAUUAUCUUCUUCGAUGAGAUAGAUGGCCUUGCUCCUGUGCGGUCCAGUGAACAAGACCAAAUUCAUAGCUCUAUUGUGUCAACUCUUCUGGCCCUUAUGGAUGGCUUAGACAGCAGAGGAGAGAUUGUGGUCAUUGGAGCCACCAACAGGCUGGAUUCUAUAGAUCCUGCUUUACGAAGACCCGGCCGCUUUGAUCGAGAGUUCCUCUUCAGCUUGCCAGAUAAAGAGGCUAGAAAAGAGAUUUUCAAGAUUCACACACGAGAUUGGACCCCAAAGCCAUCGGACAUGUUUCUUGAAGAGCUAGCUGAAAAAUGUGUUGGGUACUGUGGUGCUGAUAUUAAAUCCUUAUGUGCUGAAGCUGCCCUCUGUGCUUUGCGCCGCCGCUAUCCUCAGCUAUACAAAAGUAGCGAGAAACUGCAGUUAGAUGUUGCUUCUAUCAAAAUAACAGCAAAGGAUUUUGUCAUGGCAAUGCAGAAGACUGUUCCAGCUUCACAGAGGGCUGUGGCUUCACCUGGGCGAGCGCUAUCAUCUGUUUCAAAACCACUGCUUGAAAACACCUUAGCAAGAAUUUUACAAGCCUUGCAGAGAGUAUUUCCCCACGCAGAGUUUGCACUACAGAAGGACUUCCUCAAUUUUAGCAGAAAUGCUUAUUACCAGCCAACAUCUUGCAGGCCACGGUUCUUACUAGUUGGAGAGCCAGGAUGUGGGCAAGCUUCUCAUUUGGCACCUGCGGUAAUACAUGCCCUGGAAAAGUUUCCAGUUUAUACGCUAGACCUACCUGCUUUGUUUGUUACCGCCACAUCACCGGAAGAAACAUGUGCACGGUUGAUGCGAGAAGCUCAAAGAACAGCGCCGAGUAUCAUUUAUAUCCCACAUAUCCAUUUGUGGUGGGAGGCUGUUGGAGCUACACUGAAAGCUACUUUUACAACACUGCUGCAGAACAUUCCAGCAUUUGCUCCAGUUUUGCUGCUUGCAACAUCCGAUGUGUGUCACGCAGAUCUCCCAACAGAGAUAAAAGAAUUGUUUAUUGAUGAUUAUGAAGAAGUUUUCAAAAUCCAGUUGCCUAAUGAGGAAGAAAGAAGAAUGUUUUUUGAGGACUUAAUUGUAAAUCAAGCUGCUAAAGCUCCUGCAUCAAAAAACAGUGCAGCGUGGCGGCCAUUGGAAGUGCUGCCUGUAGCACCACCGCCUAAGCCUCAACAGCUGACUGAGGAAGAAAUCAACCAACUGGAGGAGCAGGAGGAGGACACGUUGCGUGAACUUAGGAUUUUCUUAAGGGAUGUGACUCAUAGACUUGCCAUUGACAGACGUUUCAGAGCAUUUACAAAGCCUGUUGACCCAGAGGAGGUACCUGAUUAUGACGCAGUUAUUAAACAGCCCAUGGACCUGUCGGCAAUUCUCUCUAAGAUUGACUUGCACCAGUACCUAACUGCAGGAGACUUUUUAAGAGACAUCGAUCUAAUCUGUAGCAAUGCUUUAGAGUACAACCCAGAUAAAGAUCCUGGAGAUCGUCUCAUUAGGCACAGAGCUUGUACUUUGAGAGAUACUGCGUAUGCCAUAGUGAGGGAAGAAAUAGAUGAAGACUUUGAACAACGCUGUGAAGAAAUUCAAGAAUCUCGUAAGAAAAGAGGUUGUAGCUCUUCAAAGUAUGCUCCCUCUUACUACCGUGUAAUGCCAAAGCAGAACUCCGUUCCUGGGUGUACGAAAACAGACCCAAAGUGUAAUGAAAAAAUGAAGAUAGCAGCAGCACCUGUAGAUGCCAGUACGCCCCAAACUUGUGUCGUUCCAGAUUCGUGGGUACGCCGUACGACUCGUGGGAGACAUUCUCAGGCAGAAGAGCAACAGGUGACGUGUGCCGAUAAAGCCAAGGAAAUUCUCACACAGCCAGUGAUUGUGGAUUACUAUGAGCUCAAACAACUGUUGCGUUAUGUCACGGCAGUAACUAAAAAGUUCACUAUAUUUUGCAUGGAAAAACUAUACGCUGUUCUGAGUCAGUCCAUAUACCAACAUCGGGAAGAUUAUGACAAAACUGAAUUAGUGCAGGAAAUGAAGAAAGAAAUUGCAGCCUUCAGUUAUGUCCCCCAGCUGCUGGACAUGGUGGUGUCCCCAGUGGUACCUCUGGCCUCUCUGACAUUUUCUGGCUGUCUCAUCAUCUUUCCUGAGUUUGAAAUGUAUGUUGUGCGCAAACCACCACCAAGGAACCCUCCCAGGAGAAACGUUGCUGGUGAGGACAAGGAGAAGAAAGAAGAAGUUUUGCCAGGUCUCAACCAGGACAGAAAAGCGGCAUUUCCUGAACUGUCCUCGCUUGCCUGUUCGACACUGACUCAAAGUGAAGCCCCACAGCUCCAGGACAUAAAGGAGACGGAGAACAGGGUGAAGUCUUGGCUCAGGAGAGCCCCAGCGUGGCCUCCUGAGCUGCGCAUGGGGACAGCCGUGUGUCAGCCGAGGGUCUUGGCUCAGGGGGUUUCCUCUCCGGAGCUGAGCGCAGCCACUGGCUGA
Molecule: messenger RNA, 3405 nt
Organism: Grus americana (Whooping crane)
Lineage: Eukaryota; Metazoa; Chordata; Aves; Gruiformes; Gruidae
Product: ATPase family AAA domain-containing protein 2-like
Exons: 28
Biological process (GO): positive regulation of transcription by RNA polymerase II
Cellular component (GO): nucleus
Molecular function (GO): chromatin binding; ATP binding; histone binding
Source: RefSeq, a predicted model, not a curated record